GGAACACAAAAGUGCACCGUCUGGAUACGCUGUACUCAUCAUUUCUAGUGUGAUUCUCAAUCUGCUUUAAUUUGAUCUAGCCCAGCGAUCUGCACUGUGCUGUACUUUACAGCAUACAAUCAUCCCCAUGUCAGUCACAGCCGCAAUCCCUGCGGCGGCAGCUCCACUGCCAGGUUUCGGCAAGUCUUCGCUCAUCUGCCCCAGCUGCGGAGCAUCCAUAUCGCACAUUUCCAAUCAUCAUCAUCGCAAUGAAGACAACAACGACAAUCAGCAAAGCAAUGAUGACACUAUCACCACAGCUCAGCAGCAAAGGGUUGAGGACCUCGAGACUCAGGUCCGCUUUCUCAGCACCAAAGCCGCUCUUGCAGAGAACAAGCUCACCGAAUACGAAGAAGAACUCCGUCGACUGAAAGCCCAUCGCGUUGUCGACGGGACGACGUCGGGAGUGACGGCAGCAGGAUCAACCUCUUCAGCUUCCGCCAGCGACAUAAGCGGCACCGAUAACACAAGCAUUACAUCCCUCAACGGCGCAACUCCAUCAUCAGCAUCCAAGUCUCUUCCACUACUCCAAACCAACCCGUUGCCUGCAAAACAUAGCCGUCUCCCGUCCUUUUUCUCUGGCCGAAGCACAUCCUCGGAAAACAGCAAACAUUCCACCACCGCCUCGGACACGAGCGAGCUACAGGCCGCCUUGGCGCGUGAGCAAGCACUACGUCAAAAAGCAGAAAAGAUGCUGGCGGAUACAAAUGGCGAAUUGGAGGAACUGUCAGCGCAGCUCUUUCAGCAGGCCAAUGAAAUGGUUGCUACGGAACGAAAGGCCCGUGCGAAACUGGAGGAGCGAGUGGCAGUGCUCGAACGUCGAGAUGAGGAUAAGCGGAAACGACUGGAAUUGCUGGAGGGCGCAGUCAAUCGCAUUGAAAGGGUCCGGAACUUAUUGGCAGGGUCAUGAGCGGACAAGUGACGGUGCUGAAUAUGUCAUUUCAAACAGUCCCAGAUCAUAAAUUGA
Messenger RNA from Xylona heveae TC161, 1006 nucleotides. RefSeq lists its product as hypothetical. NCBI's taxonomy places the organism in Eukaryota, Fungi, Ascomycota, Xylonomycetes, Xylonales, Xylonaceae. The transcript is spliced from 2 exons. Gene Ontology annotation, molecular function: guanyl-nucleotide exchange factor activity. Gene Ontology annotation, cellular component: cell tip; Golgi to plasma membrane transport vesicle. Bases 128 to 949 code for a protein of 273 amino acids. The record is from RefSeq and is a predicted model, not a curated record. Gene Ontology annotation, biological process: exocytosis.